Solanum stenotomum is the source of this 4023-nucleotide messenger RNA. Its product is annotated as kinesin-like protein KIN-14T. The transcript is spliced from 11 exons. Lineage: Eukaryota; Viridiplantae; Streptophyta; Magnoliopsida; Solanales; Solanaceae. Gene Ontology annotation, biological process: microtubule-based movement. Bases 157 to 2856 code for a protein of 899 amino acids. The record is from RefSeq and is a predicted model, not a curated record. Gene Ontology annotation, molecular function: ATP binding; microtubule binding; microtubule motor activity.
AUGUAGUGUCUUGAUGGAGAUGACAUUAAUUAUGAAUCCAUAGAAUUAUUUGUGUAAAGGGUGCUCCUAUGAUGACCAAUUAAAGAGCUUAUAUUAUUUAAGUUGGAAGAUGGUAAUAAUGAGAGAUCUCUUAAUGAAUCAAUUCAUUCUUCUCUCAUGGGAAUGAAAACACACCUAACUUGUAAGUGGGUCGAUUCAGUUCGUGGAAUAAUGAAGGCCCUGCAAUCACAACAGCAACUACCAGAUGACAAUAAGACAUAUGAAAAGAGUAAUAAUGAGGCUGCCAUUUCAAACAUUAAAGGUGAAGUUGAAGUAUUAUAUGAUUGCAUUAAGAAACUUAACUUACAGAGGAGGAAGCUUCUUAAUGACCUCUUCGACUUGAAAGGUAAUAUUCGAGUAUUUUGUCGGAUAAGACCCAUAAGCAUUGGCAAUCAAAAGUCAGUUGAAGCUUUGGAUUCAAAUGAAAUGAUCAUAAAUUUGGUUGACAACAAGUCCAAAAUUUAUAGCUUUGACAAGGUUUUCCAUCCUUCUUCCUCACAAGGUGAGGUGUUUUCAGAAAUAGAACCAAUUAUCAAGUCCGCGCUGGAUGGUUAUAACGCCUGCAUAUUUGCUUAUGGACAGACCGGCACAGGGAAAACAUUCACAAUGGAAGGCACAGAGGAGUUUCCAGGGGUUGUGCCCCGUGCGAUUGAGGCACUUUUUAAGCACGCUGAGGACAAUAACCAUGCAUUCCUCUUCAGUUUCAGUAUGCUGGAGAUAUACAUGGGCUAUUUAAAAGAUCUCCUCACCCCACAUAGUCAGACUACAAAGUCAAUCUUUCCUUUACCACCAUGUCUAUCAAUACAAACACAUCCCAAUGGAGAAACCGAGAUUGAAAACCUUGUGACCAUCCAUGUAUAUGACUUGAACCAAGCCAUGAGACUGUACAAGUUAGGAUGUGGUUUCAGAUCCACUGCUUCCACAAAUUCCAACCGAACAUCAAGCAGAUCUCAUUGCAUGAUUCGCAUAUCAAUUUCCAGCGUUAGUGCUAGUAAACGGAGAAGGUUAACAAACAAACUGUGGAUGGUCGACCUUGGUGGAAGUGAACGUGUCCUAAAAACAAAAGCACUGGGGAGAAGAUUUGAAGAGGGAAAAGCAAUUAAUCUCUCACUUUCUUCCCUUGGAGAUGUCAUCCAUGCCCUCCAAAGCAAAAAGCGCCACAUACCUUACAGGAAUAGCAAGCUGACGCAAGUUCUUAAAGAUUCCCUAGGUGAUGAUUCCAAAACACUAAUGCUGGUUCAUGUUAGUCCCCAUGAAGAAGAUUUGUGCGAGACAUUGUGUACAUUAAAUUUUGCAACACGAGCCAAACGGGUUCAAUUAAGAAAUGAAGAAUCAACAGAAGUUAAGGCAGAAAAGGAAGUUGCAAUAAAUAAUCUGCUGCAGAAGAUGAACCGAAUUGAGUACAACCGCAAUGAUGUCACACAGGAAAUCAAGAAGCUGCAUGAGAAACUAGGAAAGCUUACAAUAAUAUCGCCACCCUCUUUAACUGAACUAGUGGAUCUCUCAGAUGUAUGCAUUGAAGGGUUAGGGUCUAACAUGAGAUUUCAAAAAGAUAGUUUCACAUCUACCCCUUUAGCAGACUUCCCCAGAUUCAUGAGGCCUACUGUUUGUAGCCGAAGUAAAUCAGGAAAUGCUGGAGUAGAAUCCCAAGCAUUAAAAAGUAGAUCCUCGCUUCCUCCUGGAAAAGGGAAAGGAUCCACUCACUGUGCCAAUUCUGUGGGUUUCCCUAUAGAAGGAACAUCAGAAUGCUACUCAGACAGCAGUGUUUCCAGAACUAGCUGCCUUAUCAGUCCAACUACGAAAUUCAGUGCGGAUAAUGAGACAGAAUUCAGCGAAGAAACAUCUGAUAGUGACACUAAGGCGGCAGUUUUUACAAAACAUCUAUCAGAAAGAGAUUCAAUACACAAAAAGUUUAAUUUGAGACUCAGCAAAAAGAAUCAUGCAAAUACAAUGCAAAGAGUAUCAACCCAAAACCACUCAAAGGUUGAAAAUUGGCUUCAACUGCACAAAUGUGCAUCAAAUAUAAACAAUUCCACUCAUAAGAACAAAAGAAUUCUUGCGAUACCAAUUCCAGAGAAUAAAGCAAGGGUCAGGGGCAGAAUUGUGGCAGAUUUUCAUGAUGAAAAGGUCCAAGGAAUGGAGUUGAGAAAAAGAAACACGAAGCAUAGAGAUGAAAAAUCAGUUGAUAUGGAGAAUCAUUUGAGCUCCGAGUUAGAAGAAGAAGUUAAUGUGUCUCAUGCAGUUUUGAAGCACUUUAUCGCUUAUGAGAAGUCAUAUUCUGCAUGUCCGGCCUGCAAUAUUGAUGCAAUAACUCUGAAUGGAACACAAGGUCAAGUACUCGAUUCAAUUGAGGUCAGUGAAUGCAGAAGUUUUAGUGGACCUGCUGAUUUGAAUGAUCUUAAACUGAUCAUGCCAGACAUUGCAUAUCAAGAGACAUAUGAUAUCUCAGCAUCUAAGGUCAACAGCCUUAGCAUAGGCCUGAUAGGGAGUCCCUCUAGCUCAAAGAAGAAACUAAACUAUGAAGAAAUGCAUGAAAUGGAAGAAAGUAACAUAGAGAAUAUGCAUGUCCUUGGAUGUGUUAGAGAAGGAACAAAGCCCUGCCACUAUGACUUAAGAUCUCCCAGUGCUUUGUCUAUUUGCAAAUCAAAUCAAAUGGAUUAUUACCUUGUUCCCAAAUCACUAGACAACACCAGAACUGGAGGGUUCCUUAGUCUUUUGAAACCAAAAGUACACAUCUUAUAUAGCAGUGCUCUUGUCGCAUUGGGAUUUGCAAGCCUAGGUCUUGGGAAUGACUUCUUCUAUGCUUUGACUCUCUAAACAACUUGCCUAUGACAUGCCAGACAUGAUGCACAUUUGGAGUUUUCCUUUCAAAAACUAGGUACCAAGUGAUGAUGUACUUUAUCCAAGAGAUAAAGAUAGAUGUUAAUCGGCUGCUUGGCAACUGUGAGAGGCUAUAAUCACAUUCCCAAGCUCAAAUUGUUGAUAAUGCAGGAAUUACAUAUGGAAGGGAACAAGGGCUCAACAUGUGUAGUGGUGAUUCUUUUAAGUGCCAUCUCAUGACUCUCCAAAUCAGGGUGAAAGGUCACCAUAUGUACAUGCACCAAAUAUUUAAUCCCAUGAGUUAAACAGUAAAUUCAACGCUUUAGAACGUUAGAUGUUGUCCGAGAUGCACCUUACUAUUUUGUUUUUGUAUUCUCUAAGUGUCAUAAGCUACCAAAAAGAAAAGAAAAAAGUCCUAAAUUGUUCCUCAACUAGUUACUUUUGUUUUAUUAUACCUCCAUUAGAAGUUGGGAACAAAAAUCCCUCGUCGUUACCCAGAUGUAACGUAUACACCCUUAUUCUGUAUGAUAGUUCUAGUUUGCUAAUAUUAACAAAGCUGGAGCUGCAUAACUACCAGGUGUGAGGACAUGUGGAAAACAAUACUCGUUGACCCUUACAUGAAUUUCACCUAAAUCUCGAAAAGAAAUCUAGCCUAAGGUAGACCAAAUCUUCUAUUAACCUUAAAUUAUGCAUUCAACAACAAGCUAUGUGCAUCCAAUUAGAUAAUGCAUACUAGAGUUUCAUGAAAUUAAGGUGAACUAUUUUUUUUUUGAGAAAGGUAACAUUACUUCUAUAUAUCCACAGGUAUACUACACCAACAUGUAUAGUUCCCCCAACAAAAGUAAUACAACUUACAUCUUGUGGUUCAACUUAUCCUUACAAAAAGUCUAAAACAUCAAAAAUAUCUUCUGUUUGAGCUAAUAGUUUUUGCUCACACCAAAAAUAAAAUAGGCCUAAGCAAUUCAUCUUAAGAAUCUGUAAGCUGCUUUGUGUACUCCUUCAAAACACCUCUUUUUCCUCUCGAUACAGACUGACCACCAAAUACAAGCCGGGACAAUCUUCCAUCUCUCCUCCUUCUUACUUACCAUGCCAUCCUUGUUCCAGCAUCUAAGGGCACCUGCUACGCUUCCAGGUUUCACCCAUCUGAUCCCUUUUAGGCAUAUA